CUUGAUAAUAUUUUAUUUUAUAUCUAUAAAUUUCUUGAAAUCUUAGGCGUAGAUAAGAAAUACUUUCCAGAACGCUUUUCCCACCAUAAUAUAUGUGAAAAAAUUAAACUUUAUAAAGCUGCUGGGUAUCAUGAAAUGGAGAAACAUGUUGGAAAUAUUAAUAAUUAUAUACCUAAACAUUCUUUUCCUCCACAAAUUAUUUUCUUCUUAUUCUCGUUAUUUAUAUUCUUUAUAGUAGUUUUCAUAUGGAGGCUUAUCGGUCGAUUAUUAAGAUAUGGCCAAGCUAAAACAUUGCCUAAAGAUGUAGCUUUAAUUUAUGGGACUCCAACAGAUAAAUUUAUUCCCAGCCCUUCACCUUAUGUCUUGAAAUUAGAAACCUAUUUAAGAAUGGCCAAUAUACCAUAUAAAAUAGAUAGUAAUUUCAUCAAAUCUACAGAAGGGAAAGUACCUUGGAUUCAAUACAAUGGCUUAGAAAUAGCAGAUUCACAAGGCUGCAUUGAUUAUUUUAAUAAGAAGCUCGAAUUUGAUUUCAACAAACAACUUUCUGAGAGGGAAAAAUCAGUAGCCCUUGCAUUUAGAAUAUUGGCGGAAAACCAUUUAGUUUGGUGCCUAGUUAUGUUUAGAUUCAUUUACUGCCCGAUACAUCACUUUUUGAGUCAAUUACACUUGACUUGUUGCCAGCGAUUAGCCUAUUAUCUGUUAUGGCCGUAUUACAAAUGUCAAGUCUCCAAGAAAAUUACACAAAAUGGAAUAGGGUACAAAACUCUUCCCCAAGUCUAUGCCAUAGCCAGCGCCGAUCUUAACGCCUUGUCAACUUUUUUAGGAAAUAAAAGUUAUUUUAUGGGAGAGCAGCCCUCCGAAGUUGAUGCUUCGAUCUUCGGGAUAAUUUCUCAAUUUUUAUGGACAUUACCUAGCGAUAACCUUUUGAAAGAUAAAUUUCAAACUGAUUGGACCAAUUUAGCCUCGUAUUGUGUUAGGAUGAAGAAACGAUUUUGGCCUGAUUGGGAUGAAAGGAUUAAGACGGGCCGAUUGGGAUGAAAUUAGGACAGCAAUCAUCCUAUGGAUUGACAAAUAUGUGCAUUUACUUAAUCUAAAUUUGAUCAAUUAUUAAAAUCUCUAUGAUAUUGUUAAAGUUAUAUUUUUUAUAAUUUUAGCUUAUCAAUCGCAAUGCAUAUAAUUUUUUAAAUCAAAUUUAAAACCUAUGUUUAUUAUUCAUAUAUUUAUUUGCAAAAUCAAUAUUGAAUUAUUAUUUUUUAAAUAUAAUUUUGAUUAUUAUAAUCUCGAGGCGAGAAUAGUAUUCAUAUUAGUCGUUCAUUUAUUUAUAGCUGUGCAUUUUUAAUUAUAUAAUAUUUUUUGUUUUUACUUAAUCGUUUUGAAAUCGUGAAUAUAUUUUAUGUUAUAUUGCUCAUUGAAA
Molecule: messenger RNA, 1414 nt
Organism: Gordionus sp. m RMFG-2023
Lineage: Eukaryota; Metazoa; Nematomorpha; Gordioida; Chordodea; Parachordodidae
Product: failed axon connections homolog
Exons: 6
Coding region: 136-1038 (300 amino acids)
Cellular component (GO): cytoplasm
Source: RefSeq, a predicted model, not a curated record